Messenger RNA from Diabrotica balteata, 901 nucleotides. NCBI's taxonomy places the organism in Eukaryota, Metazoa, Arthropoda, Insecta, Coleoptera, Chrysomelidae. The record is from the annotation of a GenBank genome assembly.
UUCAAUCAAAAGAAUAGUGUCAAAACAGUUGGCAAAAUAUUUAUUUAGGUUUAAUAUAGUUUUUUUAACAAAGAAUGGCCACUGCGUUAUCGUAUGAAGACCUGCGAAAGCAGGCUAGGCAGCUAGAAAAUGAGAUAGACUUAAAAUUAGUUGCAUUUAGUAAACUAGGUGCUGGAAUUAAAACACCUAGUACUUCUCAUGCUGAUACCAUACCCCUACUUUCUGGAGAAGACACUUUUGAAGCAAUGUCUUUGGAAAUUGAAGAAUUAAUAAACAAGUUAACACAAAUAAAUGAGACACUCUCGGAGCAACCAGUUACUGGUGCUGCAAUGAUGCACACUUUGCAGAGACAUAAAGAUAUUUUGGCCGAUCUCUCUCGAGAUUUUAGGAAGACUAAUUCACUACGAGAAAGUCAACGGCAGAGGGAAGACCUUCUAAGAGGAACUGACAAUUUUAGAAGUGAUGGAGUUAAUAAUAGAAGAGAUAUAUAUCUUAAAGAAAACCAACAUAUACAUAACUCUGAUCGCCUAGUAAAUGACCAGAUAUCGAUAGCAAUGGAAACCAGAGAACAUUUAACAUCCCAAAGACAAACUUUAAAGAGACUUCAGACUAGAUUUAACGACAUUUCAAAUAAAUAUCCAGUAAUAAAUAGCUUAAUCCAAAGAAUAAACAUCAGAAAACGACGAGACUCAAUUAUCCUUGGCUUGAUAGUAUCUCUAUGUACGAUUUUGAUGUUAAUUUACAGUUUCAGCUAAAACUAAGCUUCAAAUCAAUUUAUAUCUUAUUUUUAACAUUUGUAAUUUUUGGUAUGUGAUAGGCUCAAAAAUAAUCGUUUAUUUAGAGAACAAUAUGUAUAUUUAAAAAAAUUUGUUAUAUAUUUAAUGUAAUAAAACAUAGCACC